Molecule: messenger RNA, 2517 nt
Organism: Prionailurus viverrinus (fishing cat)
Lineage: Eukaryota; Metazoa; Chordata; Mammalia; Carnivora; Felidae
Biological process (GO): DNA integration
Molecular function (GO): RNA-DNA hybrid ribonuclease activity; nucleic acid binding
Source: RefSeq, a predicted model, not a curated record
AUGUUUACACAGCUGAAGGUGGCUGCUGCUACCACUGGCAGAACCACUCUUCAAGCCAUCCAAAAGCAAAACAAGGACCAGGCGCUUAUCAUGACGGCCCUCAAACACAAAACUAGAAGAACCAAAGAAACAAAAAAGUGGAUAAAAGACAGUGCUCAGAUCUGCAAGUCAGAGGUAACUUACCUGGGUUACUUACUGAAAGGGGGGCAACGCUGGCUAACGGAUGCCCGGAAGGAAACCGUCCUUCGUAUUCCCAGACCGCAGACACCACGACAGGUGAGGGAAUUCCUGGGGUCAGCUGGGUUCUGCAGACUAUGGAUACCAAGGUUUGCUGAACUAGCAAAACCCUUAUACCAGGCAACAAAAGAUCACCAGCCCUUUAGUUGGACGGAAGAAGCCGAACAGGCCUUCCAGCAAAUCAAAACUGCCCUGCUAUCAGUACCUGCCUUGGGACUCCCCGAUGUUUCCAAACCCUUCCACCUAUAUGUAGAUGAGAGCCGGGGCAUAGCUAAGGUGGUGCUAACCCAACAUUUGGGGCCCUGGCACAGGCCAGUCGCUUCUAAGAAGUUAGAUCCAGUGGCCGCCGGAUGGCCACCCUGUCUCCGGAUCAUUGCAGCCACUGCCCUGAUGGUAAAAGACGCUGAUAAGUUGACCAUGGGCCAAGAACUACAAGUCACCACCCCGCACGCCAUCGGAGGCAUCCUCAAACAGCCGCCUGACCGAUGGCUGAGCAAUGCCCGACUCACUCAUUACCAGGGACUGCUACUGAACCCCCACAAGAUCAUCUUCACCCCCCCCCCGACGGCCCUGAACCCAGCAUCACUGCUGCCAGAUCCAGACAUGGGGACCCCACUUCAUGACUGCAGUGACAUACUGGCACAGGUUUAUGGGAUUCGAGAGGACCUGCAGGAUCAGCCAUUAUCAGACGCAGACGCCAUCUGGUUUACCGAUGGAAGCAGCUUCGUUCACCAAGGACAAAGGUAUGCGGGGGCGGCCAUGACUUCAGAGACCGAGGUGGUGUGGGCAGAAGCUCUACCCCCCGGAACCUCGGCCCAGAAGGCUGAGCUAAUAGCCUUAACCCAGGCCCUAAAGUUAGGAAGAGAUCGCAAGCUAACCGUAUACACUGAUAGCCGAUAUGUUUUUGCCACCGCUCAUGUACAUGGGGCGAUACACAGAGAACGGGGGCUCCUCACGGCUGAAGGAAAAGACAUCAAAAAUAAAGAAGAGAUUCUAGCCCUACUAGCAGCCAUAUGGGAACCCAAAAAGCUAGCAAUUGUGCAUUGCCCAGGACAUCAGAAGACAACCGACCCAGUUUCCCAGGGCAACAAUUUGGCCGAUCGGACUGCAAAAAACAUAGCUCGGCCCCCAGCGCAAUUACUGACCCUACAGCUGCCAGAUCCCGGACCCCGGGAAUUGCCCCCCAAGAAGCUAGGAUGGCAGGUUCUAGAGCGGAUCCAUCACAGCACCCACCUAGGUUCCCGGCGAAUGUUAGAUUUAAUGAGACAGAGUGGACUGAGAAUCAAAAAUGUCUCCGAUAAGGUUGAUCAAGUAGUCACUAAAUGUACUGUGUGCCAACUCAACAAUGCGAGUAGUAAUCCUCAGACAUCAGGGGCAAGACAAAGAGGGAGCAGACUGGGGACCUAUUGGGAAGUAGAUUUCACUGAGGUAAAACCAGGAAAAUAUGGAUAUAAGUAUUUGCUAGUUUUUGUAGAUACCUUUUCAGGAUGGACCGAAGCCUUUCCAACCAAGAAUGAAACGGCGUAGAUUGUAGCCAAAAAGAUCCUGGAAGAAAUCCUGCCCAGGUAUGGUUUUCCAGUAAUGAUAGGGUCAGACAAUGGACCUGCAUUCGUCUCUAAGGUAAGUCAGGGACUGGCUUCCAUACUUGGGGUUGAUUGGAAAUUACAUUGUGCAUACCGACCCCAAAGUUCAGGGCAGGUAGAAAGAAUGAACAGAACAUUAAAAGAGACCCUAACCAAAUUGACCAUGGAGACUGGUGCUAAGUGGGUAGUCCUUCUCCCCUACGCUCUGUUCAGGGUGCAUAACUCCCCAUACAAACUGGGACUCACACCCUAUGAAAUAAUGCAUGGUAGACCACCCCCCAUCAUCCCUAACCUAAAAGAUGACCUUGUCAAAACUGAGAACGAUAAUGGUCUUGAACUCUUGCUCUCCCUACAAGCCUUGCAGAGGGUCCAUGAAGAUGUAUGGCCCAAAUUAAAAGAACUUUAUGAGACUGGAGCCCCGCCUAUUCCUCAUCAAUUCUGACCCGGGGAUUGGGUCCUCGUCAAACGUCAUCGGCAGAGACUCGAACCCAGGUGGAAAGGACCCUUCCAGGUCAUCCUGACAACGCCUACGGCCAUCAAAGUAGACAGAAUCGCCGCCUGGAUCCAUUACACCCACGCCAAACCGGUGGACCCGUUCUCAGACCUCAUCGGACCCUCAAAGACAACCUGGACUGUUGACCGGACUAAGGACAAUCCUUUAAAAUUGACCCUACGCCACCAACGGACUAAACCGUAA